Messenger RNA from Emericellopsis cladophorae, 2179 nucleotides. RefSeq lists its product as uncharacterized. Gene Ontology annotation, cellular component: cytoplasm; chromosome. Gene Ontology annotation, molecular function: four-way junction helicase activity; ATP binding; 3'-5' DNA helicase activity. NCBI's taxonomy places the organism in Eukaryota, Fungi, Ascomycota, Sordariomycetes, Hypocreales, Bionectriaceae. The transcript has a single exon. The annotation marks the transcript as partial. Gene Ontology annotation, biological process: double-strand break repair via homologous recombination. The record is from RefSeq and is a predicted model, not a curated record.
CGAUACGGUGGAAGAGGCGGCCGAAGAGGACGACCUGCUCGUAGACCUAGCCGAGGGCAGCAAUCACUCGUUCCGGACAUUCAACCACGCCUACGCCGGCUCGACGACGCUAGCGAUAAACACGAUCAUGCACCGCGCGUACCGAGCCUCGCUAAGCUGGCGCACGCUCUUCCGGGUAGACGAGGUCCUCGCUAAGGAGUCGGCCGCCAGGACGAGCCAAGGCCAUAAGCGGCAGGGCUCUGCUCUCGAGACGGGUGUCGUCGGUGCCUAUAAGAAGGCACGACUCCGAUCGAGGCCAGAGGCCACAGAGAUAGAGCUCGUCGCGGCGGCGCGCACGCUCUAUAAUAAUCCGAGCAUGCAGCUACGGAGGCCCGGGCAGCGAGAGGCUAUCCUAGCGGCCCUAGGCCCGCGGGCAGCGGAGCAGGUGGUCGUCGUGCUAGCCACCGGCUCCGGCAAGACGCUGCUCGUUAUGCUCUCGGCUAUGCUAAAGGGGGCCGGGACGACGAUCCUCAUCCUACCGACAGUGGCGCUCCGAAGCAAUAUACUCGAGCGGCUACGUGAGGCCGGCGUAAAGGCGAUCGUGUGGGCGCCGGGCGAGUCGAGAGCGGCGCCCUUGGUAAUCGUAUCGGCCGAGGCCGCGUGCACAAGAGGCUUCCUCGACUAUGCCUUCCGGCUCGAGGCCCAGCAGCGGCUCGACCGGAUCGUCGUCGACGAGUGCCACCUCACGCUCACGGCGACCUUCCGUAAGAGCAUGGUCCGGCUCGGCUCGUUCGUGCGCCAGGUGCGGACCCAGUCCGUGUGGCUCACGGCGACGCUACCUCCGUCGUUCGAGGAGGCCUUUGCGCGCCAGAACUUCCUCGUGCGGCCGCGGAUCGUCAGGGAAUCGACGAACCGGGCGAACGUUCGGUACCGUAUCGAGCGAUAUAGAGGCCCAGGCACGCUAUGCGAUCAGACGGUCGAUUUCGUACGGAAUCUACUAGCGAGCGGGGGCGGACUUGAGCUCGAUAGAGAUACUACGCAGGACGAUAGUUACGGGAAAGCGAGGAUGAUUAUCUACUGCCCCACGCUCGACGCCGUCACCGAGCUCGCGGAGGCACUCGGCUGCCUAAUGUAUGUGGGGGACCGCGAGAUGAUGAGCAGCGAGGAUAAGGACGCCGCGAUCGAACGAUGGCUCCACCCGGCCGGCUCGCCCGUGAUCGUCGCCACGUCUGCGCUCGGGGUCGGCUUCGACUAUCCCCACGUGCGGUGGGUCGUCCACGCCGGCCCCCCGCGGCGUAUGACGGACUUUUCGCAGGAGUCAGGCCGGGCUGGCCGGGAUAGGAAGCCUGCCGAGUCUAUUAUCCUCCUAAGCGCCGGAUGGCGGCCAGGCGAACCCGCCGACCUAGACGAGGAGUCUAUGCAGCUCUAUCUCACGGGACGGCACUGUCUACGGGCCGUGAUAAGCCAGUUCCUCGACCAGCCGCUCGACUGGCGAUGGUGUAUGGCGGACGAGGACGAGCUGUGUGGCGUCUGCCCACGGCCAUACACGGAGCCGCGGCCCGUCGGACAGCUGAUUCUACCGGACGUAGCUAAGAAAGCAGAGGCCACGGAGCUAGGGCAGGACGCCACUACGGACCCGGGCCCCGUGUAUAUCGGCUCCACGGAAACGAACGAGUACACAGGCCCGGAUGAGGUGCUUCGUCGUGCCAGGCUCGAUGAAGAGACGCUUGGUCGGUUCGAGGCCCGUCUCGAGGCCAUGCGUGGCUGCUGCCUGCUCUGCCGGAUCGAGGGCGGAAGGCCGUUUGACCACGCCGCCGCGACGUGUGGCCGGCGGUGGCCGUGGAUCCGGGCCAAGGAGAAGACGAUCCGUGCUUGCCGGGACGAGGGCAAGCCGUGGAUGGCUAAGUUCACGGCGUGCUUCCGCUGCUAUAUGCCCCAGGCUCUAUGCACUAUGGCCGAUCCAGACGCGCGGGCCACGCAAGACAGCGCGAACGAGUGUCGGUUCCGGGAUAUAGUUAUGCCACUAUGCUACGGUGCAUUCUUCCGAGCGGGGCCGCGGGCGUUGAUCAAGAAGCACUCGCCGCGGGCGUUCCGGAAUAUCGACGACUAUAUGCGCUGGCUCGGGGAGCCGUCCGAGCUAGGGGGCACUCUAUGCGUGCAGGCCGUACGAAUAGCCGAUAUAUUACUCCGCGAAAUAUAG